Molecule: messenger RNA, 774 nt
Organism: Fulvia fulva
Lineage: Eukaryota; Fungi; Ascomycota; Dothideomycetes; Mycosphaerellales; Mycosphaerellaceae
Product: L-rhamnose-1-dehydrogenase
Exons: 2
Coding region: 1-774 (257 amino acids)
Molecular function (GO): oxidoreductase activity, acting on the CH-OH group of donors, NAD or NADP as acceptor
Source: RefSeq, a predicted model, not a curated record
AUGGCAGGUCUUCUGGCAGGCGAAGUGGCAGCAGUCACCGGCGGUGUGACUGGAAUUGGACGAGCCAUAGCACUGGGGUUCCUUCGCGAGGGUGCAUCGGUUACAGUCAACUACCUCGACUCAGAAGAAUCUGUCAAGCACUUCGAGAGCCUGAAAGCCGAGGCGCCCAAAGAUGCACGUCUCACAGGAGUAGCAGGAGACAUUGGCAAGAAAGAGGUCGCCCAAGCCAUCGUAGAGAAAGCAGUAUCUUCAUUUGGCGGCCUUGAUGUCUUCGUUGCCAACGCUGGCGUCAGCCAGUUCAAGGACUUCCUAACGCUCGAAGAAGCAGUCCUGGACUCUCAUCUUGACACCAACAUCAAGGGCACCUUCUGGACCUCCCAAGCUGCAGCCAAGCACAUGGUCUCUCAGGGUCGUGGCGGCAGCAUAAUCGGCAUCUCAUCAAUCAGCGCACAUCUCGGCGGAGCGCAACAAGUCCACUACACCCCAACGAAAGCUGUAGUACUAAGCAUGAUGCAAUCUCAGGCUUGUGCUCUUGGGAAGCAUGGCAUUCGCUGCAAUGCCCUUCUGCCUGGAACUACGAGGACUGCACUGGCAGCUGGCGAUCUUGCGAAUGCAGAUAAGCUGCGAUAUCUAGAAACUCGAACGCCAUUGGGACGAGUUGCCGACCCUGAAGAUAUUGCCGGUCCAGCGAUAUUUUUGGCGAGUGACUUGAGCAAGUUUGUGUCUGGGGCUCAGAUCUUGGUCGAUGGCGGAAUCUCAGUAUCGUUGCAAUGA